AUGUCCACGGCGGGGUCCCAAGCGGGCCUGGAGACGUUCGACGCCCUCAACAUCGACUAUGAAAAGGCCUACCACGACAACCCCUUCAAAGUGGCCUGCGUCAAGGCGGCCAUAUCGAUGCUGCCGCCCGGAUCGCGGGUCCUAGACGUAGGCUGCGGCACAGGCAUGCCCGUCUCGGAACUUUUAUCGGCUGCCGGCCUCGAGGUGUUUGGCUUCGACAUCUCGCCCAAGAUGGUCCACUACGCGCAGUCGCGCGUCAAGGGCACCUUCGUCGUGUCCGACAUGCUCGAGUAUCAGCCCGUGGGUGUCUUGGCGGGCGUGUUCAUCAUCUUCGCGCACCUCCAGCUCUCGUAUGCCGAUUUCCACGCCGCGGCGUACAAGUUCGCCCAGGCGCUGCAGCCGGGCGGGAUCCUCGUGCUGGGACAGAUGCCCGCGGACAAGUACGUGCGGGCGGAGUCGGACUGGGGGGAUGCCACCAAGACGUAUGUCGAGGACUAUGACGCGCCGUUUAUGGGGGAAAUGUUGCCGACGCUGGCGCUGAGUGCGGAGGGCCAGCUUGAAUUUUUGAGAUCGAUGGGGUUGGAGAUCGUUAGUGACAAGAUCGAUACGUUCCAGCCGAAUAAUCCGAAGUGUUUGCCGGAAGAGCAGCAGUAUAUCAUUGCGCGGAGGCCCGACGGGAGGCCUUUAUCGCCGCCGAAGCCGCUUCCUAAGACAACGAGCUAG
Molecule: messenger RNA, 723 nt
Organism: Cladophialophora yegresii CBS 114405
Lineage: Eukaryota; Fungi; Ascomycota; Eurotiomycetes; Chaetothyriales; Herpotrichiellaceae
Exons: 1
Coding region: 1-723 (240 amino acids)
Source: RefSeq, a predicted model, not a curated record